This is a messenger RNA of Gryllus bimaculatus (two-spotted cricket), 589 nucleotides long. The record is from the annotation of a GenBank genome assembly. NCBI's taxonomy places the organism in Eukaryota, Metazoa, Arthropoda, Insecta, Orthoptera, Gryllidae.
GCAACUCGCACCACUUCGGCGGGUCGCCGGCGGCAGCGGCGGCCACCGGCUCGUGGCCGCACCACGCGCACGCGCACGGCCAGGCGGCGGCGGUGGCGGCGGCGGCGCACGUGCACCAGGCGGCCGUGGUGGACUCGUACUCGCACGCGCACGCGCACGCGGCACACGCGCACGGCGUGGCGGCGGCGGCGGCCGCGGCCGGCCACUUCUACGCGCAGCCGCCGGUCGUCAUGCCGUCGUGGACGCGCUCCGCCUACGACGCCCACCCGGCCUUCCAGCGCGCCUCGCCCUACGACGGCGACGCGGCGCCUGGGGCUGUGCUGCACCAACUGCGGCACGCGCGCCACCACCCUGUGCGCGCAACAACGAGGGCGAGCCCGUGUGCAAACGCGUGCGGCCCUCUACUUCAAGCUGCAACGGCGUCAAACCGGCCGCUGGCCAUAGCGCAAGGACGGCAUACAGACGCGGCAAGCGAAAGCCCAAGAAGGCUCAAGGGCCAGAGGGCGCGGCGGCCCCGGGCGGGCGCCACGGCCCUCUCAUACCGCGGGCGCCGGCGCGGGCGGCGGAGCGCGGGCUCGGCAGGCGGGGG